Gopherus flavomarginatus (Mexican gopher tortoise) is the source of this 5034-nucleotide messenger RNA. It is a transcript of the gene SLC22A4, whose product is annotated as solute carrier family 22 member 4. Gene Ontology annotation, molecular function: ATP binding; transmembrane transporter activity. Gene Ontology annotation, biological process: transmembrane transport; carnitine transport. Bases 1149 to 2465 code for a protein of 438 amino acids. Lineage: Eukaryota; Metazoa; Chordata; Testudines; Testudinidae. The transcript has 10 exons. The record is from RefSeq and is a predicted model, not a curated record. Gene Ontology annotation, cellular component: membrane.
GCAAGUGAUCUGCCCUUCCACAGCCUUGGACACGUGCAGACACUGGGUGUGCGUGUAUGUGGGUGGGGGAGUGGGAGGGAGAGCAACACGCGCGCACACGCACAUGGCAGCACGACAAAGCAACAGCAGUCACGCCAGGGGAGUUGCUAGGGGGCGGCACGCAGAUCCGCAGCGUGCAAACUGCUGCCAGCUUCCUUCCUUCCCCAUCCCCAGGCGGCACUGUGCUGAUCUGUGGUCUGUAGUCAAUGAUCAUUGUUGAUUGAUAUUUUAAUGCCUUUUAUUUCAAUUAAAAUGCAUGCUCUAGAGUGUUGUUCUACAAUAGAAGGAGCGUGAGCAGUGUUGUGUAGAAUCCUAGCCUUGCAAUAGUUAAAGAUGUCAAGUUUCGGAGGGGUAGCCCUGUUUGUCUGGAACUGUAAAAAGCGACAAAGAGGCCUGUGGCACCUGGUAGACUAAUACAGGUACUGGAGCAUAAGCUUGCCUGGGUGAAUACCCACUUCCUCAGACCUCUGUUAGUCUAUAGGGUGCCACAGGACUCCUUGUCGAUCGUUAAAGGUGUCAUUCAAGGGGUGUUUUCAUUUUAAAAAAAAGUUGUAUUCUUCCUCCCCAGGAUUUUAUAACUUGGUCCCAAAAUAUUAGUUUUGAGCUAAAAUUGGGUCUUAUGGGGUUACAGUCUAGAGUAAAGCCAGACAUAAUGGUCUUCAAUUACCCAAACACAGACUGUUUUGAAGAUCCUAUCAGGACUUGGUUUGGAAUAAAACAUAAUAUAAUAAUCUCUGCGCCACAAGCAAUUGUUUCUUGGAACAGGCGAUUCUGGAUGCUUCUUUUGAUUACUCAGUCCUAUUAUUAGUCCUGUGUGAAAUCCUGUUCCCCUUGCAGUCAAUGAGACUUUUGCUAAUGGCUUCAAUAGGCCCAGGAUUUCAUUUCAUUGUUCACUGAAUACUGUGACUCAUAAACAAAUCUUAUGACAUUGGUUCUUGAGAGACCUUAUGAAACCUUAUUCCUAUGAAUUGUCAUAAAUUGUUUUUUGUGGAAAACAAAAAGCAGCUAGGAACGGAAUACUCAGAGCUUCUAGUGUAGAAGAAAGAAGUUUAUGUUGUCUCUUAUGUUUUAACCCACUUCAGCAGACUAUACUUCGGAGCUACCAUGAUAUGAGGAUGACACAGAGUGGGCUAUGGAGACUCAUGCUAUGGAAUCUGGUAUGUGAGGAUGACUGGAAAACCCCCCUGACUACCUCCUUGUUUUUUGUGGGGGUGCUUAUUGGAUCCUUUAUAUCAGGACAGCUCUCAGACAGGUUUGGCAGAAAGAAUAUUCUCUUUGCAACCAUGGCAGUGCAGACUGGAUUCAGUUUUGUGCAGAUCUUCUCUACCAGCUGGGAGAUGUUCACAGUGCUGUUUUUUAUAGUUGGCAUGGGACAGAUCUCGAACUACGUGGUGGCCUUCAUUCUGGGCACAGAAAUUCUUGGCAAAUCAGUUCGUAUUAUAUUCUGCACAUUAGGAGUUUGCACAUUUUUUGCAAUUGGCUACAUGUUGCUGCCACUAUUUGCUUACUUCAUCAGAGACUGGCGGAUGCUGCUACUGGCUCUUACUGUACCUGGGGUGCUCUGCGUUCCACUGUGGUGGGUCAUUCCUGAAUCUCCCCGGUGGCUGAUCUCUCAGGGAAGAUUUAAAGAGGCAGAAAUCAUCAUCCGAAAGGCUGCAAAAACAAAUGGCAUUGUAGCCCCAGCUAUGCUGUUUGACUCCACAGAGAUGCAGGAUAUGAAGCUUCAGCAGCAGCAGCAGAAGGCAUACAUUUUGGACUUGUUCAGAACCCGAAACAUUGCAGUUAUCACUGUUAUGUCAUUGUUGCUGUGGAUGUUAACAUCAAUUGGUUACUUUGGACUGUCACUCAACACUCCCAACUUGCAUGGAAAUGCCUACAUCAAUUGCUUCCUCUCAGCCAUUAUUGAAGUUCCAGCUUAUGUGAUUGCCUGGCUGCUCCUCCGAACCUUGCCUCGGCGGUAUUCCAUAUCUGGCACCUUGUUCUUAGGGGGAGGGGUUAUUCUCUUCAUUCAGCUGGUGCCUACAGACUUACACAUCCUGUCUGUCUUCCUGGUGAUGCUGGGGAAGUUUGGGAUCACAUCCGCAUUCUCAAUGCUUUAUGUCUACACUUCUGAGCUCUACCCAACAAUAGUAAGAAACAUGGCAGUUGGAGCUACUUCCAUGUCCUCCAGGGUGGGCAGCAUCAUCGCUCCUUACUUUGUUUACCUUGGUGCCUAUGACAGAUUCCUGCCUUACAUUCUCAUGGGAAGCCUGACUGUGCUGAUAGGGAUCCUUACCCUGUUUCUCCCAGAAAGUUAUGGAAAUCCUCUCCCUGAGACCUUUGACCAGAUGCUAAGAGUAAAAGGAUUCAGAAACAGACAACGCACCAACCAUGUAAGGAGUUCAAAGGAGAUUGAAGACUCCAAGACUCAGAUAACACCGCUAUGAUUAGGCUCUGCAUCUCCUGAUGGGCUGGAAAAAGAACAAGUACUGCUCAAUGCAUUUCCUACCAGAAUAAAACCUGGGGUCAAAACUACUGGUGCCACAUAGUUAUGAACCUACAAUCUCCAGUACUAUUGUACUAUAUAUAGUGCUGUGAAGAUGCCAUUUACUUCCAUAGGAUUCCCCAUAGUUUAUCCUCAGUGACCUGAUUUUCAGAGGUUUCAGUCAGCUGUCGCUUCUGUUUAAGUAGGAAGCUAUGAGUGCUCAGCACCCUCUGAAAAUCAGGUUAUAAGAGAGCAUUAGGAGCAGUCACAGCACUGACUCAAUGGAAUCUUGCACUCAAAAGCUGCUUAAACGUGAACUGAAAUACCAAAGUAAAAAAUUAGUUCAAGAUUCUAACGCCGGUAUUUUCAAAUGAGAACUAUUUCAAAGUCUUAACGCUUAAAUGAACAUUACAAAAAAAGUUAGAACAAUAUUAGAUGAAGAGUCAAAUGACAGCGCUGCUUGCAGUGCAAUACACUUUAUACUUAUGCUGUUAGUUCAUGCACUACAGGCUUUCGAACAAAUACUGCGCUAGAAGAAAACAGUGUUAUAAUGCUUUCUUAGCAAAAAGAUAUUUUAGUUGCAUACGUACUUUCUGGCCAAAUGAAAUCUGCCUAGCCUGCCGGAUUGAUGAUGGUUAAUCAUUAUUCAGAAGGUGACAUUCCCCUACUGCGCACAGGAUCAGCAAAAGGAGUAUGCACCAGUUAAGCCUCAGUCUGGAAGCUUAAGGGGGAUUUGAGUGCUGUUUGUCUUGUGUAGGCCCUUGGCACAGGAGUGAAUUUCACCUUAGUAAGUUUAAACAAAGAGAGAAACUUCAUAACCUCUCACCUACUUAAACUGUGUAACUGGCAUGCACUGCCAUCUGGGCUUCCUGAAGCUUUUUUGCUUUCAUGUGGAAGCCAGUUGUGGCUGAGACACAAGUGCAACACAGCACAUCAGUAAUGAUAGAGAAACAGUCGUUUAUGAAACUGAAUCUAUCAGGCAAAGGUAUUCAAACAGAAAUUAAAUUGAAGUGCAUCAGACUGUGUGUUUCAGGCGUAAAGACUCUGGCUUUGAAAAUCAAACCUUUAUUUUGCAUAAAUGGUUUGGCAUAUUGAUAAUGUAGCGCAAGGCGGCCAUUGUCCUGGGCCAAGGUUCUGUUCAGUUGCUGCUAUCUCAUCUCUUUUCAGACAGUGUUUUCUUCAUAAGGCAUUUGCAAUAUUUAAAGAUUUGAUAUAGCUGAUUUUUUUUUAAUAUAGAGGAAAUUCCCUUUGGUAUAACAUGUAGAAUAACUGUUUAGAUUACUUCAGUUACCAUUUUCAUCAAACCCUUGAUAUUAGCAUGGCAUAGAGCUGUUUACAUGAGAUGUGGGGAUUGGGCUAGGUAUAUUGUGGCCAUAUUUUUAUGAAGAUACUUUCUAUAAAAAAGGUGAUACGUAUUCUCUUUGAUGUGAUCAGAGACUUGGAUAUUUCUGAAACCAGUUGAAAUAUUUUUAUACUCUUGUAACUUCUUAGGGUCACAGAAAACUUAAUUUUGCAUGUUUUUAAUUAAAAUAAAAAACAAGUUUGUCUAUGUUUUUGACAGCUUGUGUUUAUCAGUCCAUUUCCCAGCCCUGUAGCACUGAUACCUCUCAUAUAGUUUAAGUAUUAGCAGCUUUAAUUUUUAAUGAGACUGUUUUUGACAUUAGAGGACUGUACUCAGAAGAUUGUGAAACUGUUAUAACAAGGACUUUAAAUUGUGUCUAAACCUAGCAAAAAAGGAGUUACUUCACCUGAUGGAGCAUUUGCAAGGAGGCUUUCUGUCUUCUGAUGAAUCUCUCCCAGGUUUGAACAGUGAUGUCUGAAGAAAUCCCUCUAUGGAGGGAUCAAGAGGGGCAAAAAGUCCAGUUUCUGGCACUAUUAUUAUUUUAUUUAUUUCUUCUAAAAUGGUAAAGCCUCCCUAAGAGAAUUGCAUAGGCUUAAAAUGCUGCUGGACAAGUUUUAACAUACACUUGAUUUUGCCUAGCACUGCAGUCCUCAUGAUAAGUUGUCUGCCUCUCAAAUACAGCUUUGAUUAUAAAAUUUUUCAGAUAAGUUAUAAGUUGGGGCUCAAUAUGGGAGCUGUAAAUUUAUGAGCAGUCAGGGUACCACUUGUAAAGCAGUGCUUUGGGGUUGGGGAAGGAGAGGACUAUUCCCAUUGAUUUUGCUGGGAGUUGUAUUAUUCCUCGUGUGCCCUGAUAAUCACAUAUGCCCUGCUGUGUCUGUAUUAUCUAUCCUCAGCAAGGUCUGAAGCUGGCUUAUUGGAGCUGCUGAAGUAUAGACGAAAAUGUGGCAGUUGCCAUUAGCUUGUUUUUCUUUAUUAUAAUAAAAAUGUGCACUGACCUAUUAUAUAACCUAUUUUAUCUGUGGACUGUAACUGAAAAGAGUGAAGUCUCCUAUGUGUUUAAAAUUUUGUGAAAGGAAGUCUCUUUCUUUAAGACAUUGACUAAAUUAUGUUUCAGUAACUGGCUAUCAUAGUUAUGAAUCUGUUUGAAUAGGCUCAUAAGGUGUGUGUGUGUGGGGGGGAAAUCAGGGCC